UCACUUUGAUUUCAGACAUGCCUAUGCCCACGCAAUGAGGACCAAUAAGUAUGACAAAAAAUAGGUCGCAUGAUUUGAAAGUAUUACCUAGAUACAUUGACCAUUCUUAGAUCCAUGCAAAAAUGAAGUGUUCCAAAAAAUUGUUACUUUUUUGGUCAUCGUUCAUGCUAUGUGUUGGAGUCUCAUGUAACAGUGAAAAUCAAAAUCUAAAGGUAAAUUUGGCAGCUGGAAAAUAUAAAAAUUGGACCAUAUCGUUCACGGCCGAAUACCAGGAUCAAUAUGAUUUGAAGGAUAUAUACAAAUUCGUUUCAAGGAACUACAAUUACUAUUUAACCACCGAAAGAAAAUCUAUGACGCCAGAAUCUCCAUAUAUUUCAAAAAUAAAAAGGGCUUGUUAUGCUCCCAAUAAAUCCACUGUAGACGAAUUCUCUGAGAUAUUAGUCGAAUGUGCCGGAAAGAAUGGAACUUAUAAUUUAAUUCAAGCUGCUCAUGUCGGGAAACCUGGGUUGAAGUUGAUGAAAUCAUUGAGGAUUGGGCCUGAAGACGAAGUAUUAUUCGCAACUUUCUCCAAAAGUAAAACGAAUAAUUCUAACGAAUCUACUGAUGAUAGUGCCAUUUGUAUUUAUUCACUAGACGCGAUAAACGAAAAAUUUACAGAAAAAAUUCGCAAUUGUUUUGGUAGCGUGGCAAAUUCUGAGUUGGAUUUUGUAUUGAGCGAAAAAAAGUGUGUUGGAACAAUUUCAACAGUUAAUAUUGCUGCAGAGUGUAUUCGAGGGGCAACCAAUUCGCGUUUUGAUGGAAAUGAUCGUAUUACAAGUUCUCCUCUGUCCACAUUCACUACACUUCCGACAGAUAUCAUAAGUGCGAGGAAAGAAACCCACACUGUUAUAUUUAUCGGUACAAGUCACGGAUAUUUGAAAACGUGUAUAACAAAUGAUACAAAAUCUUUUAUCUACUUAUGUAUAAAUUGGGAUAUUGAUAACAAUUCUUCGGUAUAUUUUGAUUCACAGCUUUCUUCAGACGAAUCAAUUGUAUUCAGGAAUACUAUGAAAGGUGGUGUCAUCAAGAAAAUCAAUGUACCUGAAAUACCCUGCCUAAUAUUCACAACUUAUGAUAGUUGCUUGCAGUCGGAUAUCAAAUUGUGUGGCUGGUGCGCAUUAUUCAAUUUUUGCGCGGAGAAAUUUGUAUGUACUCAAAAUCCGAUCCAUAAUGGGGUAUGGCUUGAUUAUGAUUUUCGAAAGGACACCAAAAUUAUUUAUAUCAAUUCAAGAUCAUUUGAAAGAACUUCCGAUGAAAUUAUUGAAAUGAUCAUUGAUAAGAUACCCUCAAUCUUCAACAUACCCUCAAUCUUCAACCAAUCUAAAUGUACUUUUGAAAUUGGGAAUAAAAUUUACACCACAUCUUUCACGUUAAAUCAAUCGACUGCCAUUUGUCCCACUCCGUCAGCUAAUACAAUUUCAACAAUGCCACUCGAUUAUGAUCAUCUCAACGCCACUUUACGAAUCGAAACUAACUUCAUUCCGAAUAUUGCAAGCAUAAAUAUAACAUUUUUUGAUUGUAGAACGUAUGUCUCUUGUGAUGAAUGUGUCUCCUCGUCAUCGAAUCGCAAAUGUGGUUGGUACAUUAGAAAUGAAACAUGUAGGCCUAAAUAUCUAAUGACAUGGAAGAACGAAAAUGAGAAUGUUGUGACUGGCAACAAUUCAAAUUGUCCUCCAGUAAGCACAUCCCUCAAAACCAAACAUGACACUCAAAGCUGCAGUGACACUCGAAGCUGCAAUGAAUCCAAUACCUAUGAUGAAUGCACAUCAUGCAAUCUGCCCAAUUAUAAUUGUGGAUGGUGUCUUAAGAGAAAUAAAUGCUCUUUGAGAAAUGAGUGUUCAAGUAGACUAUGGUUAUCAUGGAUCACCUUCGAAUUACGAACGUUAUUUUCAAUCCAUAUCGACCAAACAGAUUUCUCAAUCAGUAUAUUGCAUCACAAAUACUUACCCAAUGUAAGAUCAAAACCUUUACAGUUAUCCCUGUUUGUUCCAGACUUGGACUUUUCAAAAGAUGAAUUUUAUUGCAAACUUACCUUCGAAACUCUGAAUUCAUCUUUUAUCACAAAUACUACUGUCAUUAAAAACACAAACACAAAUUACACGGUAAUGUGUGAGACUCCCAUCCUCAACAGAAGGCUUUCAAUACCACCCUUCAACCAUUUUAUAAAUGCAAAUUUAACAAUCGAAUUACCCCAUAUCCCCAAUAUUUGCAACACAUCCAUCUUAUUUUUCGAUUGCAAUUCAUAUAAUUCAUAUAAAACUUGCAUAUCUUCCAACUUUGAAUGUCAGUGGUGCCCAAAUGAAAAAAUAUGCACAUUCAAUGCAACCAAUCCAUGUAAAAUCAAUACUAAGAUGUGUCUCAAUUCACUACCACCAAUAAUUUCAUCCAUCAAGCCCGUAGAAGGCCCAUGCGAAGGUGGCACCAAUCUCACAAUUCUUGGUGAAAAUCUCGGGUGUACUUUUGAAGAUAUUUCUCGCAGCAUUAUCAAAGUUGCAGAUAUACCUUGCAUUCCUCUCAAAGAAAACUAUGUACCUACAAAGAUGAUAGUAUGCCGUAUCAAUGGAUCAACUCCAGAGGAAAAUCUUGAAGGACCAGUUGAACUACAGAUGAAUAAAAGUCUUUCUAAAUCUCAACAGAAGUUUAAAUUUGUGAACUCAAAAAUCAAUGACUUUUUUCCGAAAAAAGGAUUCAUAUACGGUGGUACUGAGGUAACCUUCAUAGGUGAACAUCUGGAUGCUGGAAGAUCAGUUGAAAUUUCAGUUGGCAACGCAUCAUGUCCGUUGAUUUAUCGCACCGCAAAUGAACUGAAAUGUAUCACUGGCCCAUCAGCGGUUGCAAAGGAAAGUGAAAUAAUCGUGAAAUUUGAUAAUAACAUUCGCAAGCCUAACAACAGCACAUAUAACUAUAUUAAAGAUGCAGAACGCGAUGAAAAUGGUUAUAACACUGCACCAAAAGGUAUCCUUUCCGGAGGUGUUGAAAUUCUAAUCCGUAAUAUAACAUUCACAAGCACAACAUUGAUUACAGAAUUUCAUUUUAUAGUGCACAUCAACAACACAAAUCAUUGUAAUAGCUCGUGUGUAGUUCGAAAUGAUUCUACAGCAACUUGUCAGUCACCAUACAUUCCAGACAUAGAUAGAUCUUCUUUUAGUUCACAGAAUCCUGUUAAAUUGGAAUUUUCCCUAAAACAUCAGACAGCAAAAGUUCGGAUUAUUCCCAAUACCUCUAAUAAUUCUACGAAGUUCACCUUAUAUCCUGAUCCUGAAUUCUAUUACUUUUUAAACUCAUCGGUGGAAUUCAAUGAGAAAACAUACGUCAUUAUUAAAGGACGACAUAUUGACUUGGCGUGCCAAAAAUCAGACAUAAAAUUAGAAGUUGGUAAUGAAACUUGCACUGUAAUAUCACUGUCUUCCAGUCAAGUCGUCUGCUCCCUACCAAAAUCCCAGGUAAAGGAUUUUGAUGGAGACUUUAAUGAUGAACAUGACAUCUUGACUGAACUUGAAAAUAUUACAGUACUAAUUGGCGAUCAUUUUAGAAAAAUAGUCCCCAAACAGCAACAAUUUUCUCCUGUGAAACCUAAUAACCAGUCUGAAAAUCACAUCCUACCUAUCAUAAUCAUUUGCAUGGCAAUACUGUGUAUAUUUGCUCUAAUUUUAUGCAUUUAUCAUUUUCACUAUCGUCGUAAUACUUCGGUAAAAAAUUCACUAGCACUGAAGGAGAUGCAACAACGUAUGAACAAAAUGUGCAUCGAGUCGAUAGCUUUAAAGCAAAGCAUUAAGCAAGUUAUCAUUGAAAAACAAAUUGAGCUGGACAAAGAUGUAUCAAGCAUAUUGAAAUUACCCAAUAUCUCAAUUGUUGAUGCCGAAGAUUCAAGAACUACAGCUAAAACAUCAUCAGAGACAGAAUACUUGUUGCCAUUUGAUGGAAAAUGGGAGUUCCCAAGAGAGAAUUUAUCUCUUGGAAAUGAUUUAGGAGAAGGUGAAUUUGGCAAAGUGGUUCAAGCAGAGGCGUUAGGAAUCUUGCAGAAAACUGUUGUCACCAUCGAUUUAGUCUCUGAAAUGGAGUUGAUGAAACUGAUUGGUGCACAUGUCAACGUUCUGCAGCUCUUGGGGUGUUGCACUCAAGAUGGUGAUCUACUUAUCAUUACUGAAUUUGCUCCACAUGGAAAUUUACGGGACUUUCUUAGGGGUCAUUUACUUUCUGUCAAGAAUAAACACACAUUAAGCAAUUUAUCUCAGAAUGAUCUGCUAAUGUUUGCUCAACAUGCAGCUAAAGGAAUGGAAUAUUUGGCCUCCAAAAAAUGUGUGCACCGCGAUCUUGCUGCGCGAAAUGUUCUAGUGUCCAAUAAUUACAUUAUAAAAAUAGCGGACUUUGGCCUCGCAAGGGAUAUUCGUAACAAAGACUACUACCGGAAGGAAAAGAAAGGCAGAUUACCAGUGAAAUGGAUGGCUCCUGAAGCACUUGGCCAUGGUCUUUACUCAACGCAAUCUGAUGUAUGGUCGUACGGUGUAUUACUUUGGGAGAUUCUAACGUUGGGAGCAACACCUUAUCCUUCAUUCCCAGAUUUAGGAAAAUUAUUCCAGGCUUUACAUUCAGGCUAUAGAAUGGAAAAACCCCCUAACUGCUCUGUUAAGCUGUACAGUCUAAUGCACAAGUGUUGGAGUUACGUGCCGGAAGACCGUCCUUCAUUCACAAUGAUUGCCAAUGCUUUGGAGGAUAUAUCAUCAAAGAAUGCCAAUGAUGAGGGACUCCAGCGUUGUAAUGUUUAUUGGCCGCAGAGACCCGAGUUUAGUUCAAAUGAUGUAGAAAAUCUAGCAGAUCUUUUACAAGAAUGAACAAUUUACAAUGUUUUGCAAUGAGUGUUAUUCACGAGGUUAUACUUAUUAGUUACCUACAUAUCUUGAGAAACGUAAGAACAAACCAUGUUGGGGAUUUCGGCCGAAUUCAGUGGAGACCUUCAUUUUGAGUUGAGAAAAAAUAGGGCCCUCGGAGGUCCCCUUUUUUCUCAAAUAGGCUACAUAUUUGGCUUUAAUUGUGCUAGUACCUAUAUAGAAAGAUAUAAUUUUUGAAAUUUGAGAAAUAUUUUGGAACGCAGUGGUGCCAACUUUCUGGUCGUUAUUGUCAAUUUUAAACAAUCAAGAAAAGUAGCUAAACAGUUGAUAGGUAAAUUUCGGCUUUUGAAAUUGACAAUAAUGACCAAAAAAUUGACAGUGCUGUGUUCUAAAAUAUUUCCUCAAUUUCAGAAAUGAUAUCUUUCGAUGAUUUGGCCUGAAUGCGAAAUAUUUUUGAGAAAAAAAAAUUUCAAAACACGAAUUUCCCCCAGAAAUAUAAACAAUAACCCUAAACGUGAUCUUAAAUUUUGACAGUAAUGGUAUAAUUCGACGCAGAAUUUCAAAUACUAUACGUACUAUUUUGGAAUUGAGUCAUUUCUGAAAACCCAUGAAUUUUUCAUAAAUACAUCUCCUUGAAGACUCAUAUCUUCCCACCAGUAGCACUUCCGGAUCUAAAAUUUUUUUCUGAAUGGGAACGGCUUUCAACUCAAAAAGAAGAUCGCCACUGAAUUUGGUCAACAGUUUUGGACAUUCUUUUUCUAUAUCAACCCUAAUGUAUAGAAUAGAUUCAUGUCCUGUGGUAGUGCAUACGAGUAUAAUUUGUCAUCUCCAGUACGCAUAAUUAAAUGUAUCAGUAGAAUUGUGUAUAGAAUUAGGUAUCUGUAAUUUUGUAUUCAAUUGAUAAUUGUAAAUAAUAUUCAAAAUCAUUAUACGCCUACCUACCUACAUAAUGUAUAUUCACUUGGAUAACAUCCUAUUCACAUAUAAAUAGAUGUUUGAAGUCAGAA
This is a messenger RNA of Planococcus citri (citrus mealybug), 5875 nucleotides long. RefSeq lists its product as uncharacterized. The record is from RefSeq and is a predicted model, not a curated record. Gene Ontology annotation, molecular function: protein binding; ATP binding; transmembrane receptor protein tyrosine kinase activity. Gene Ontology annotation, cellular component: plasma membrane; signaling receptor complex. Gene Ontology annotation, biological process: multicellular organism development; positive regulation of kinase activity; cell surface receptor protein tyrosine kinase signaling pathway. The transcript is spliced from 6 exons. Lineage: Eukaryota; Metazoa; Arthropoda; Insecta; Hemiptera; Pseudococcidae. The coding region runs from base 123 to 4871 and encodes 1582 amino acids.